This is a messenger RNA of Cryptosporidium muris RN66, 1383 nucleotides long. Its product is annotated as alcohol dehydrogenase, iron-containing family protein. The coding region runs from base 1 to 1383 and encodes 460 amino acids. Gene Ontology annotation, molecular function: alcohol dehydrogenase (NAD+) activity; metal ion binding. The transcript has a single exon. The record is from RefSeq and is a predicted model, not a curated record. NCBI's taxonomy places the organism in Eukaryota, Apicomplexa, Conoidasida, Eucoccidiorida, Cryptosporidiidae. Gene Ontology annotation, cellular component: mitochondrion.
AUGGUAAUCUUAACUCCGAAUAUAUAUUACAAUAUGGAUUGUUUUCCAGAGGUAGUUUCUGAUCUUGUGGAGUGUAACAUAAAUAGGGUUUUAUUAAUGACUAAUACUGCAGUAAAAAGUAAAACCAAACAUAUAUUAUCAACUUUGGUAGCUUCAGAUAUUAAAGUUGAGAUUUUAGUAAUUCGUGAAUCCGAUGCAAAUGUCUUAAUCACAGCACUUUCACAAAUGAAAGCCUUUUGUCCAGAUUGUAUUAUAGGUCUAGGUGGUGGACAUUGUAUGGAUAUAAUAAAGGUUUUAAGAGUUCUAUAUGAAGAUCCUGGAACUGUAUUAAAAUCUUUAGCCGUAGGAACUACUAUAAAUAACGAAAAUAUAGCUUGGAAGAGGGCACAACUGCAUAGAAAAGGCACAUUGAUAAAAAAACUUAUUUGUAUUCCAACAACAUGUGGAUCUGGUAGUGAAGCUACUAGUACUGCAAUAUUACGUAAUGAUGAAGGGCGUCAUGUAAUAGUAUCUGGUAUAGCAUUUCUACCUGAUAUAUCUAUUGUUGAUUGUAGUUACAUAGUAGGAAUACCGAGAUUCAUUGCUUCAAUAACAGGAAUUAGAGCUCUGCUACAUUGUUUGGAAGCUCAUGUUAGUGCAAUGGCUAGUGACUAUUCAAGAAGUAUGUCAAUUCAAGCAGCAAAAAUUUUAUUUACAAAACUUGUCCCCUCAAUAAAAUCACAAUCAAUACCUUUAUUAAACGAUAUUCAUAAGGCAGCCUCAAUUACUGGACUAGCAAUUGGGGCUACAGAUUUUGGUCUUGGGACAGUUUUAACAAGAAGUUUCUCUGAGAUAUUUGGAUUACCUCAUGGUUUGAUUGAUGGUAUAGUUAUCAAACAUGUACUCAUAUUUAAUGCGAACAGAGAUCCACAAGCAAGAAGAUGUUUAUGUAAUAUUAUUAAAUGUUUAGGAUUAUCAAAUACUCGAGAUGAUGAAGAUUCCUAUUCAGAUAUUUUUAUUUUACUAGAUUUAUUGGAUAAUAUAUUAAAGAAUUUAUUAUUUCCACAUUCUGUAAAGUCUAUUCCUCAGUCAAUUCUAGAAUAUAGUAAAUAUGGAUGGUUUGAGGGUGAUAGAAAACAAAAUAGAGAAUCAUCUUGGAAAAGCUGUUUAAAUGAAACUAUAGUGCCAGAAGAACACUUUUUAAGAGAUAUCCCUCUUUUUUCUAAAUCUUCAAUAGUAUCUAAUAUUGAGGAAUCUAUAUUUAGAAAGAAUUUGGAUAGGAUGGUCCAACGUGCACUAAAUGAUGCAGCAAUUCUAACUAAUCCUGUAACUAUUCAACCAUCGGAUAUAAUAGAACUAUUAGAAAAUAUAUGGGAAGGUAAAUGUGAAGAUUUACAAUUUUAG